Molecule: messenger RNA, 1435 nt
Organism: Cercocebus atys (sooty mangabey)
Lineage: Eukaryota; Metazoa; Chordata; Mammalia; Primates; Cercopithecidae
Product: olfactory receptor 2S2-like
Exons: 1
Coding region: 1-960 (319 amino acids)
Biological process (GO): G protein-coupled receptor signaling pathway
Cellular component (GO): membrane
Molecular function (GO): olfactory receptor activity; G protein-coupled receptor activity
Source: RefSeq, a predicted model, not a curated record
AUGGUCAGUUCCAAUCAGACCUCCCCUGUGAUGGCGUUUGUUCUCCUGGGCCUCUCUGCCCAUCCAAAGUUGGAGAAGACAUUCUUCAUGCUCAUCCUGCUGAUGUACCUGGUGAUCCUGCUGGGCAAUGGGGUCCUCAUCCUGGUGACCAUCCUUGACUCCCGCCUGGACACACCCAUGUACUUCUUCCUGGGGAACCUCUCCUUCCUAGACAUCUGCUAUACAACCUCCUCAGUCCCACUCACCCUUAAUAGCUUCCUGACUCCCAGGAAAACCAUCGCCUUCUCAGCCUGUGCAGUGCAGAUGUUCCUCUCCUUUGCCAUGGGAGCCACAGAGUGUGUGCUCCUGAGCGUGAUGGCGUUUGAUCGCUACGUGGCCAUCUGCAACCCCCUUAGGUACUCUGAAGUCAUGAGCAAAGCUACUUAUGUGCCCAUGGCUGCCAGCUCCUGGGUAGCUGGAAGCCUUACUGCCAUGGUGCAGACAUCCCUUGCAAUGAGGCUGCCCUUCUGUGGAGACAACAUCAUCAACCACUUCACCUGUGAGAUUCUGGCUGUCCUGAAGUUGGCCUGUGCUGAUAUCUCUGUCAAUGUGAUCAGUAUGGGAGUGACCAAUGUGAUCUUCCUGGGAGUCCCGGUUCUGCUCAUCACUUUCUCCUAUGUCUUCAUCAUCGCCACCAUCCUGAGGAUCCCCUCAGCUGAGGGGAGGAGAAAGGCCUUCUCUACCUGCUCUGCCCACCUCACUGUCGUGAUCGUCUUCUACGGGACCUUCUUCUUCAUGUAUGGGAAGCCCAAGUCUAAGGACCUGCUGGGAGCAGACAAACAGGACCUUGCAGACAAACUCAUUUCCCUUUUCUAUGGGGUGGUGACCCCCAUGCUCAACCCCAUCAUCUACAGCCUGAGGAACAAGGACGUGAAGGGUGCUGUGAGAAGCCUGGUAUUUCAGAAACGCUUCCCACAGUGAUGGUGGAGGGGUCCUGAUGGCUCUGUGCUUUCUGAUUGCUCCCACCUGAGAGUCUCAGAGGACAAGGUGAAAGACCAAGUAGAUCAAAGGUUACAUAGGUAAUCUCAUUACACAGAAUCUCAUUACAUAGAAGGGCUCUGUAGGAACAGGAAACAUUUAAUGCAACUCCACCAAAGUAUGUUCUUGUUUGUCUAACCUUGUAGUUCUCAUUCUCCGUGAUAGAUACUGAACGAAUUGAUGUCAAGCAAAAGUAACUCUUCACAUUUUUAUUGUUGGAUGAAUGAAAAGCUCUAGUCUGUAGGUCUUUGAUUCAAUUGCUCCAUGGCUUCUUUCUUUGAACAUAUUUGAACAUAUUUGGCUGCUGCUUUCUGACCAGAUUGGCUAUUUUUGGCUUCUGGACUACUCCCAGAUCCCAGAGAAGUAAUUUGAAUCAACACAUUUGUUGAAAAGAUAAGCGAGCACUUUUAAAAGAAUA